AUGCAGCAAGUUCUUCCAUGUGAUACAUUCAAUAACCCCGACAACGGUUACAUCUUUGAGGGAGGUCAAUGUGAGUUUGGUGUUGAUGUCAUUGUUGCUCCACCUCUUACCAAUUGGGAAGUCCUCUCUUUCACUGAGAAAUACUCUGAUCCUAAAUUCUCUUGGACUAUAAAAAAAAUUUCUGAGUUGAAAGAGGAUGUCACAUCGAGAACUUUUUCAAUGGGAGGAAAGAAAUGGGUUCUAAAGCUGUAUCCGAAGGGCGACCCUACAGCAGACGGAAAAUGGUUAUCCGUUUUUCUGUAUUUAGCUGAUUGUGAUAAACCAAAAGCUGAUGAGAAGAUUUUCGUGCAAGCAAAUAUGAGAGUUCUUGGCCCACUUGGAUCCAAUCACUUUAAACUCCAAAUGGAAACGUGGUACACAGAACAAACCCCGGCUUGGGGUUGGUCUCGGUUCUUAUCUUUAGCUGAACUUGGAAAGGUUCACUUGGACAAGGAAGACAUGCUUAAAGUUGAGAUUGAAUUUAAAGUUGUUUCUGCGACCAAAUACUCGCCCAUUAUCUAA
Messenger RNA from Brassica napus (rape), 561 nucleotides. Its product is annotated as MATH domain and coiled-coil domain-containing protein At3g58200-like. NCBI's taxonomy places the organism in Eukaryota, Viridiplantae, Streptophyta, Magnoliopsida, Brassicales, Brassicaceae. The transcript is spliced from 3 exons. The coding region runs from base 1 to 561 and encodes 186 amino acids. The record is from RefSeq and is a predicted model, not a curated record. Gene Ontology annotation, molecular function: protein binding.